Messenger RNA from Durotheca rogersii, 1085 nucleotides. RefSeq lists its product as uncharacterized. NCBI's taxonomy places the organism in Eukaryota, Fungi, Ascomycota, Sordariomycetes, Xylariales, Xylariaceae. The transcript has a single exon. The coding region runs from base 72 to 464 and encodes 130 amino acids. The record is from RefSeq and is a predicted model, not a curated record.
GUAGGAACGCAUUUUUCAGGUAGCCCCGAGCUGGUAUUGUGUGCUAUCUAGGACGUAGCGCAGAUGGGGGUAUGAGGUAUUGGUGGGGUAUUAUAGGAGGGUACCUAGUAUGUACCUACUAUAUAAGGUACGUACUUAGGUUAAGGGCGGCGGAGGUAAGAGGUAAACAGAUCGGAGUAGGUUGUAGGAGGGAGGUCCCCCCCUGCCAACCCGUGCGUACGCGCACACGCACAGGUAGAUAUAUUUAUAUAUAUUUACAUGCAAAUUUUGCAAAAAUAGGCAUUUGUCUCGUGGAACCUUUGCUUGCCCUUCGGCCGCGCAUCCGGCGCCUCUCCAUUACACUAGGUUUCUCCCUUGGUUACCCUUGGCUACCCGUUGCGAGAGCGGAAAAGAGGGGGAGGAAAUUUCACGAGCGAGGUUACCCGGGAGCAAGAGGAGAACAGAGAAGAGGGGACACGCGGUGAAAAUAUGGCAGGGAAUCGAGUCGAGGAGAGAGAGAAAAAAAAAGUUUUGGUGCGCGUGCGGAGCAAAACGGAUGAGAAGUAACCUAGCAGGGGAUUGUGCAGGGAUGACACGGUUCAGGCCUUGAAUGUACGUAACUACAAUACUACGUAGUACAUCUACGUAGGUACCUAAGCCUCAUCGGCACCCAACGGCCCCCAUCUCACCCUCUCCAUCCGGCCUGCCCAUAGUAUAUACCUACCUAUAUACAUUGGAGGUCGACGACAUGGGCUCGCUCACCCAAGCUCACACCCAUCGCCGUAUCGUCUCGGUGGAUUUUAGGUCUUAGUUCCCCCCCCAUUCUCACAUCCAUGAUCCGGAUAUGACCUCACUGGAGCAUGGAUGCUCUGCACCCUCCAGUUAUCGCACAUAUUUGUACGUACAUACGUCUACGUCUCCAUACAUAGGCUGCGGUGCAUAGUGCAGACUCAUCCAGAAUGCCUCUUCUAUGUGUACCUCGGGUACCUAGCCGGCUACAUGCAUCCCGCAAAACCACUUCCCCCCCUGGCCCAUUGACCGUUGCUUUUGUGUACGGACACACACACACACACACACACACACACACACACACACACACACACACA